AUGAAUAGUAAGGAGAAGAGGAAGAAAAGGAAGAAGGAGAGGAAAUAUGGAGAGGCUCAGACCGCUCUUGAGGAACAUGCUGCCGAAGAGCCUGCGGUCGAAGAAUCCGCUGCCGAAGAACCUGCUGCUGAAGAGUCCGCUGCUGAAUUUGGCACACUGAAUUACGUCCGCAUUCAAGUAUCUGCGAAGCAUUUAAUGUUUGCCUCCUCGAUUUUCAAGAAAUUAUUGACUGGGGGUUGGAAAGAAAGCAUUACUUACUUGCAGAAGGGCUCAGUGGAAAUCACUGCAGAAAGCUGGGAUACUGAAGCAUUUUUGAUUUUACUCCGUGCCAUUCAUGGUCAAUACUACUAUAUACCGCGGAAGCUGACUCUCGCCAAGGUUUCUGUGAUAGCAGACUACUAUGAAUGCAAGACGGCUUUAUAUAUCAUGAAAGAUAUUUGGAUCGAUAAUAUGGAGGAGAACAUAGCUCCGACAGUUUCUCGAGAUUUGAUUCCAUGGCUAUGGAAUACCUAG
Messenger RNA from Penicillium soppii, 513 nucleotides. RefSeq lists its product as uncharacterized. Bases 1 to 513 code for a protein of 170 amino acids. NCBI's taxonomy places the organism in Eukaryota, Fungi, Ascomycota, Eurotiomycetes, Eurotiales, Aspergillaceae. The record is from RefSeq and is a predicted model, not a curated record. The transcript has a single exon.